GCCUCCUCCGCCGCGGACGCACGAUGGACGAGCUCCUCCCGUACCGCGUCGAGUACGCCAAGAGCGGCCGCGCCUCCUGCAAGACGUGCAAGGGCAACAUCGCCAAGGACACGCUCAGGCUGGCGGUCAUGGUGCAGUCGCCCAUGUUCGACGGGAAGGUCCCCAAUUGGUACCACCAGAAGUGCUUCUUCAUAAAACAGCGCCCCAAGACUGUGGCCGACAUUGCAAACUUUGACGCCGUGCGGUGGGAAGACCAGGAGAAGAUCAAAACUGCCAUUGCAAACGCAGGUUCGGGUGGCGGCGCUCCCUCAGACGCCGGGGGCAAGGGAGGCAAGAAGGGCAAGGGAAAGGCCAAAGGAGGCGCCAAUGACUUCACAGCCGAGUACGCCAAGAGUGGAAGGGCCGUUUGCCGAGGCUGUGAUGAGAAGAUCCUGAAAGACCAAGUGCGAAUCAGUAAGAAAGAGUUUGAUAGUGAACGUGCUCAGAAUUAUGGACCUGUGGAUUUAUGGCUCAUGUUGACUGCUUUUGUGAAGAAGGGCGUGCCGAACUGUCUUCUUGAGAGUGGUGCACCAUUUGCUGGCUUUGCACUCUCUCUGGGCUGAUAUACAAGAAAUAUGCUCAAGU
Molecule: messenger RNA, 624 nt
Organism: Penaeus monodon (black tiger shrimp)
Lineage: Eukaryota; Metazoa; Arthropoda; Malacostraca; Decapoda; Penaeidae
Product: poly [ADP-ribose] polymerase-like
Exons: 4
Coding region: 24-602 (192 amino acids)
Biological process (GO): DNA repair
Molecular function (GO): double-stranded DNA binding; ATP-dependent polydeoxyribonucleotide 5'-hydroxyl-kinase activity; zinc ion binding
Source: RefSeq, a predicted model, not a curated record